UUGCCAAAAUUUGCCUAGAGAGAUUGAGACACCCCUAGAUUGCAAAUUACAAUCAGUAAAGAUGCUCCACAAGCCAAAACUGCUUCCGUCCUCUCAACUUCUUCAUCCCCCCAGCUUACCCCAAAUCAAAAACACUCCCAUUACUCCAUCUCCACCAAUCACAAAGCAAACCCAUCUCAAGCUCUCACGCAGAAACCUUGCUUUAUGUGCUAACUCUUCUUUACUUCUUCUCUUGGGUUCUCAAACACUCCAACCACUCGACCACAACAAGGCACUAGCAGAAGAAAUCCCACCAGAGGCAGAGACCAACACUAUUGAUGAGAAAUCAGAGAAAGAGAGCAGUGGCAACACAGGUUGCAUCAACAAAGUCUCAACAAAGAAAGCAUUUCUCGACAUAUCCAUCGAUGGGGACCCGGCAGGUCGGAUUGUCAUUGGGUUGUACGGAGACGAUGCCCCCGUGGGAACGGCAAGAUUCAGCAACCUCGUCAGUGGAGCUGCGGGGAUCACAUACAGACGGAAAGAGUUCGUGAAGAUCACGCCGAGCUAUGUACAACAUGGCGGGAUGAGAUCAUAUGGUGUGGAUGCUGAGAUAGCAAAUAGAACAGGCGGUGAUUUGACAAACCAGAGUUUGGUGCUAGAGUGGGAGAGAGAGAAUGGUAAAUGUCUGGGGACGAAGAACUUGGCUGGAACGAUAGGAAUAAUUGUGAGGGAUCCAUUGAAACCACCUCCAAAGGUGAAGCUGGUCGCGAGGAAGGGCAAGCUAGAGAUCGACCAAGAGGAGGUUGGAAUCGAGCCAAAUGGGACCGAAUUCGUGAUGUCCAUUAAGGACUCACCAGAACUUGAUGCUUCAGCUCUUGUGGUUGGCAGAGUUUUGGAGGGCAUGGAGGUUGUCAAGAGGAUAGGCCAGGUGAAAACUGUGCAAGAAAAUACCAGCUCUCCUUAUUUCAGGGUUGCCAAGCUGAUCGGAGAUAAACGGGCUGUUGUAGCAGAAAGAGGCUUCAACCGGCCAUACUCCAAGGUGCUAGUCACAAAUUGUGGUCUGCUGGAUUAAGGAACGCUACUAGCAAAAUUUUCAUCACCCGUAUUUUUUUUCACAGGAGAAAGUUCACUCAUGUAUAAGAACACUUUCUUUGCUAUUUAAAUAGCCGAAAAAUUUGAAAGCACAAAAAAUAGGUUAAGGUAAAGACGAGCACUCAAUUUGACUUUGGGCUAGACCAAGAAAGGACAUUCAGCCAGCGUUUCAUCUA
Eucalyptus grandis is the source of this 1247-nucleotide messenger RNA. RefSeq names its product peptidyl-prolyl cis-trans isomerase CYP26-2, chloroplastic. The record is from RefSeq and is a predicted model, not a curated record. The transcript has 2 exons. Gene Ontology annotation, molecular function: peptidyl-prolyl cis-trans isomerase activity. Lineage: Eukaryota; Viridiplantae; Streptophyta; Magnoliopsida; Myrtales; Myrtaceae. Gene Ontology annotation, cellular component: chloroplast. Bases 62 to 1051 code for a protein of 329 amino acids. Gene Ontology annotation, biological process: protein peptidyl-prolyl isomerization.